Molecule: messenger RNA, 1694 nt
Organism: Daucus carota subsp. sativus
Lineage: Eukaryota; Viridiplantae; Streptophyta; Magnoliopsida; Apiales; Apiaceae
Product: serine/threonine-protein kinase SRK2E
Exons: 9
Coding region: 267-1355 (362 amino acids)
Biological process (GO): protein phosphorylation; intracellular signal transduction
Cellular component (GO): nucleus
Molecular function (GO): ATP binding; protein serine/threonine kinase activity
Source: RefSeq, a predicted model, not a curated record
UAAUCCCCAAGGUGUCCCACUCACAAACCUAAGAAAAUAAAAGUAAACUGAGCGACAGAACCAGUUAACCGUUGUUUCACGGACACAACUCUCCCUCUUCAACCAACUCAACUCCCCAUCCUACCCUGUGAUCCCUCUUUACAUAUCUUUUCUCUUGUUUUUUCUUGAAAAUUGCUCUUAUUUAUUUGCAUGCAUGUAAUACUGUAACAAAACAGGACAAAACCGACUGCACAAAACCGACAGACUACUCAGUUUAUGUUACAUGAAUGGAUAGGCCAGUGAUACCGGUAGGACCCGGCAUGGAUUUGCCGAUCAUGCAUGAUAGUGAAAAGUAUGAGCUUGUUAAGGAUAUCGGGUCGGGUAAUUUUGGAGUGGCUAGGUUGAUGAGGGAUAAGGUGAGUAAUGAGCUUGUUGCUGUCAAGUAUAUCGAGAGAGGUGACAAGAUAGAUGAAAAUGUUUCGCGUGAAAUAAUCAACCAUAGAUCGCUGAGGCAUCCCAAUAUCGUUAGAUUUAAAGAGGUCGACUUAACACCGACUCAUUUGGCUAUUGUGAUGGAAUAUGCAUCCGGAGGAGAGCUUUUUGAGCGGAUAUGCAAUGCAGGACGAUUCAGCGAGGAUGAGGCUCGUUUCUUUUUCCAACAACUUGUAUCUGGAGUCGGCUACUGUCAUUCAAUGCAAGUAUGCCACCGCGAUUUGAAACUGGAGAACACAUUACUGGAUGGGAGCCCAGCACCUCGGUUGAAAAUAUGUGAUUUUGGAUAUUCUAAGUCCUCAGUGCUGCAUUCACAACCAAAGUCGACUGUUGGAACACCUGCAUAUAUUGCUCCCGAAGUGUUACUCAAGAAAGAAUAUGAUGGAAAGCUUGCAGAUGUAUGGUCAUGCGGUGUAACAUUAUACGUCAUGCUGGUGGGCGCAUAUCCUUUUGAGGAUCCCGAGGAACCUAAGAAUUUCCGCAAGACAAUACAUCGGAUCUUGAACGUCCAGUACUCGAUUCCAGAUUAUGUUCAUAUAUCUCCCGAAUGCCGCCAUCUAAUUUCGAGGAUCUUUGUAGCUGACUCAGCCAAGAGGAUAACCAUGGACGAUAUUAGAAACCAUGAGUGGUUCCUGAAGAACCUCCCGGCAGACCUCAUCGACGAAAACAAACUGAACCAGUUUAACGAGCCUGAUCAACCCAUGCAGAGCAUAGAUGAAAUAAUGCAGAUAAUUGCAGAGGCAACCAUACCUGCUGCUGGGGGCAACAAUCUCAACCAGUAUUUAACAGGCAGCCUGGACAUGGAUGAUGACAUGGACGAAGAUCUAGAGAGUGACCCAGACCUUGAUCUUGAGAGCAGCGGAGAAAUAGUUUAUGCUAUGUGAUUUUAGGAUCAGUUCUGGAAUAUGGUAGAAGUCCAGGGAACACGCAGUUCCUGUUGUAAAAAGUAUCUGGCCCGACUCCGGUGAAAUUUUGGGUAAGGGCUCUCAUUCUCAAGCUUAGGAGGAUAUCAUUAUUUAAACUUAAAUUCUUCACUCGUUAGGGCAACUGUGUCAUCCACCUGUAGUUCUUCACGUAUAUUACUUUCUCUAACGAACAAGCUCCUGAAAUUCUCUUGUUGCCACAUUCAGUUGGCGUGUUUAUGUACUGCGUACUCAAGGUUGUAAUGUAAGAUGUAAGAUACUCAAGUAGAGAAUGCACCACAGACUUUCCUAUUUUGGUAA